GGCUGGUUAGGCAGAAGGGGCUUGUGUUUUAUAAAAAGGUGACAACUUGAAUACUCAUAAGACACGGGGAGCUGCGCUAAUCGAACGUACACAUCAAGCCUGCCGUGUGAGCAACACUACGCUUACAUCUACUCCAGAAAGCAGCUAGAUUAUAUACUGUGAGUGAUACAGGCUGUAAAAGUGCGUUGUUGAGAGAUUCUACGCUCAACCUCUGAAGGACAAAGCCAAGGUGUAAUUCUGAAGAUGCAGUUCGGUCUGGUUUUAGCUGCUCUCCUCUGUUUGACCACAUGGGUGACCUUUGCCAAUGCAACUCAGGGAUCCACGAGAAACUGUUGUCUCGGAUAUUCCAAAACCACAGUGCCAAUUAAACGUAUCGUGAAUUACACCAUUCAGCUUGACGAGGUCUGUCCCAUCAAAGCAGUUCUGUUACGAACAGUGCGUGGAAACACACUGUGCUGGGACCCUGACAAACGACUGACAAAAAGAGCCAUGGAGAAGGUGGACAAGGACAGAAAAGCAUUGCUCGAGAUGAGACAGAAUGAAGAAGGAUCCACAAAUGACAUGACUCCAGCAGCAUCCAUGACUCCAGCAGCAUCCAUGACUCCAGCAGCAUCCAUGACUCCAGCAGCAUCCAUGACUCCAGCAGCAUCCAUGACUCCAGCAGCAUCCAUGACAUCAAAGAAUGCAUCCAAAAGGAGAGGAAGGAAGGGGCAGAGAAAAUGUGCCUGAGGAAUCACAAGACAAAUCAAAGUGACCAUGAACAUUUACAAAAAUUUACAUAUCUGCAAUAUAUUAUAUUUUUUAUUAUAUUAUGACUAUAUCUUGCUGCGUGUUUAUGUAAUAGUUCGUGUAUGUGUUUAUGUAAAACAAAAAUGAAUGUAUCUGGAGCUUUUCUACUGUCAGCUGGCAAUAAAAUACUUUUCAGCCAA
This is a messenger RNA of Acanthochromis polyacanthus (spiny chromis), 929 nucleotides long. RefSeq names its product eotaxin-like. Gene Ontology annotation, molecular function: chemokine activity; CCR chemokine receptor binding. Gene Ontology annotation, biological process: monocyte chemotaxis; immune response; lymphocyte chemotaxis. The record is from RefSeq and is a predicted model, not a curated record. Bases 244 to 729 code for a protein of 161 amino acids. Gene Ontology annotation, cellular component: extracellular region. Lineage: Eukaryota; Metazoa; Chordata; Actinopteri; Pomacentridae. The transcript is spliced from 3 exons.